CAUGGUAAAUACAUAAUCAGUCAGCAUGUUUCUCAUUUGUCAAUUUCCAUGCACAAAGGCUGCAUAUGUAUCUAAAAACAAUAAUGCGAAGAAAACAUUUUCACUCAUCCUCCGCUGCUGCAAGUCUGUGCACCUCACAGUUGAUCAACUAAUUUGUUCUACAUAUAUAACCCUCCGGGCUCCUGAAAUACAGUUUGAUUGAAGUUGCGAAUGUGUGGAUAAGAUGGAAUCGAGUCAGAAAAGUGGUCAACAGAAUCAGAUAACCACCAAAAGCAGAACCCUUGCAGUCGGGCAGUCAUCACCUGAAGUAGCAACAACAGCAGUCAAAUCCAUCCCGACUGCCGGCAGUCAAGCCGCCAACAAGACUGCUAUUAAUAAAGUGAAUUGUCAGCAGGUUGCCAAAACCGUCGCAGAUAAAAAUAGGACCACGAUUCGCGCACCGACCUUGCCCCAUAGAUUUAGAGUUGCCCGUCAACAAGGAGCAGGGUCAUCGCAACCCGCACCUCGCGUACGUGUUCCCCCUCUCAUCUCAGUCAUCUCACUGCCACCCCCGCCACCUGGACAUCGAACGCAGGUGUCCAAGGAGAAAUUAAGCAAAUCAGGGACAGGUUCACCAGCAAAUUCAAACUCUGGCACUAAUAGCAGUGGUGCCGCCGGGAAAAAAUUUGCUGGCCCUAUUGCCAACGUUACCAAUCUCACUAAUUGUAAGCGCAUCAACAUUGAUAACAAGAAAAAUACAGCAAUGGAACCAUCAACAUCAAGCCGGCAGCAGCAACAACAACCACAGCACGAUAUGAAGACUCGAAGUCAAAACAAUAAGAACAAUAACAAUGGUCAGAAAAUUCCCGUGAAAUUAAAUGCCGGUGACGGUAUAGAAGGAAUGGGAAAUAGAAAUAGCUCAUCUGGAUCUGACAAAGGAGGUCAAAAUGAGCCACCCUUAUUAGUAGUUGUAACUAAGGGUCUUCAUGACCUUGGCACUGACUAUGAAUUAAUUGAUCUCACCACUCCUCCCGGAUCGCCCCUCCCUCUCGUCCCCCAACGCAUACAAAAUAAUAGUGUCAGCAGCGCUUCCGGUAGUAAGGAUGGGCAAAAUAAAGUUAUUUUGCCUCCCAUUCCUCAGCUUCUGGAGGCCGAUGCCAGCAAGGUUGUGACCUUUGGCAAUGAAGACAUUCCAUUAAUGUGGAAUAUGGAAAGAUGCAAUUGUCAGUUCUGUGGAACGGAUCUCAUGGCUCAAGAAGGUUGCAUGCUGAAUAAAUGCCUUCAUGUAUUUUGCAAGAGUUGCAUCAAGUCCUCGAUAGAACUUCAAGGUGGAUUGCAAGCUAAAUGUCCAUUAACUGACGGUGGGGCAAACCAAUGUUCUGAUUUUCUUUUGCAGAAAGAAAUUAUUGCUGUGUUGACUGCGGAAGUGUAUCAACAAUAUGUGGAGCAAUCCAUGAAAAAUGCUAAACAGGGUAACAUCUUUGAAUGCACAACUCCCACCUGUAAGGGGUGGUGCGAGUUUGAAACAGGACGCAAGAUAUUUUUGUGUUACUUGUGUGCAAAACCGAAUUGCUUGGAGUGCAUGGCGAGUCACGAAGGUAUGGAUUGUGUAGCAUACAAAGCCUCGGGAACGUCAGCUGUAAAAACGACGAAUGCUACAAGUAAUACUCAACAAAAUGGAUGGGAACAACUUCAAAAAUUGAUAUUUUUGAGAAAUUGGAAAUUGGAAAAUGUUAUGGAGCAAUUGCAAGAUGCAGAGAUUUUUAUCACUACAAUGCUUUUUGACUGUCCAAUAUGUAUGUCGGAAGUUGGGGUUGGUAGAGGGAUCAUUUUGCAAGAUUGUCUUCAUAUGUUUUGCAGGGAGUGCUUGGUUGAAAUGGUGAAGCAUUGCGAUGAGCCAGAAGUAAAAUGUCCAUACAUAGAUGCCAACCUUUCGUGUGUUAAUUAUUUAAAGCCAAGAGAAAUCAAAGCGUUGGUUCCUAAAGACAUUUAUGAGCAACACCUCUCUCGUUCGGUUGCUCUGGCCGAAAAUGCAAUGGUGAAUUCCUAUCACUGCAAAACUCCAGAUUGUCCAGGCUGGUGUGAACUGGAGGAUGGAGAAGAAAAUCCCAGAGCAGACGUUUUCGAAUGCUACGUCUGUAAAAAGAAAAACUGUUUAAAGUGUAACUUAAUCCAUGGCGGCAUUUCGUGUGAUGACUACAAGAAUCGUUUGGUUCAGAAUGAAAAUGAAAAAUUAUCCGAACUAGCUUUGCAGAAAAUGGUGGAGAGUGGGGAGGCCAUGAAAUGUCACAAGUGCGGAUGUGUGGUACAGAAGCUUGUAGGUUGCGACUGGCUGGUAUGCUCAAGAUGUCGUUGCGAAUUAUGUUGGGCCACGAAAGGACCUCGAUGGGGACCAAGAGGAAGAGGUGACACUACAGGUGGUUGCAAAUGUGACCUGCGGAACGGAAAACCAUGUGUCAAAACUUGCCAAAAUUGCCACUGAAUUCAUAAUACCUUUGCAUUAAUAUUAUACUGCAACGCAGUCGUGUAUCUUUAAUUAUGAUGGUGUAUUUGUUUUUAUAACUUAACGUAGUUUUUCAUUUUUUUAAUUUAAUUUUUUAUAAUUGAAGAUUAACUUCCAUCAUUUUCACAACAAUUUUCGGACUUAGAUAACUGGUGCACAUUACGAUGUGUAAAUUGUAAAAGAAUUAUUGAAAAUCUUAUACAAGCUCUUCUCCUAUGUACAUGAAUAAACUUUGAUAUGUGACAAUUA
Molecule: messenger RNA, 2731 nt
Organism: Folsomia candida
Lineage: Eukaryota; Metazoa; Arthropoda; Collembola; Entomobryomorpha; Isotomidae
Exons: 12
Coding region: 224-2461 (745 amino acids)
Biological process (GO): proteasome-mediated ubiquitin-dependent protein catabolic process; protein linear polyubiquitination
Cellular component (GO): LUBAC complex
Molecular function (GO): ubiquitin-protein transferase activity; ubiquitin binding
Source: RefSeq, a predicted model, not a curated record